Molecule: messenger RNA, 2481 nt
Organism: Pseudozyma hubeiensis SY62
Lineage: Eukaryota; Fungi; Basidiomycota; Ustilaginomycetes; Ustilaginales; Ustilaginaceae
Exons: 1
Coding region: 1-2481 (826 amino acids)
Source: RefSeq, a predicted model, not a curated record
AUGUCAGCCUCGGCUCUGCCUGCCACGCCGAGCUCAGCUAGCUCUCCUUCAAAAGCGAGGAUCUGUAAGAAGCUUGUCGUCAAAGGUCACGCAUCGAACUCAGCAUCCACCUAUACUCUGUACCUGAAGGUUCAUUUACCGACGAGCCACAAGAAAGAAGGAUAUGUGCUCCUAGCACACGGCGGCGUCGAGCUACACGACGCCAUCGUUCAUCGUCUCGAUGAAUCUGGUGCCGCCCCCGCACUUUCAACCUCGGCUGCCACUGCUGCCAACGUCCUCGGGAUUCCUCUGUCAAUCGACCACGGGCUCAACGACAGCUUCAUCGACUAUGCAGCCAAUGACAAAAGCAAGGAAAAGCAUUCAGCGGCUCGACGAGACCACUCCGAUCUGCCAGCGGUCGUACAGAGCGACGAUGGAAAAAUCACAAUUCGCCCCUCCGUCCGUCCGAGCCCGAGAUCAGAGCAUACAAGCGCAACCCGCACUUCCUCCAGUGCGUACAUGGUGACGCUUCAUCUGCAAGUCAAGCCUCUCUCAACGCCGCCGUAUGCCCCAUACUCGGUCAGACUUGCGGUUCCCGUCUGCUUGAACAACUACAUGCGAUUCACCGUGGACGAGUCCAUAGACACCGCCUUCGGCCUGCACGGCAUGGCCGUCGAAGUUGACCCUCCGAUCUUGCCAGUCUCUGCGAUACGCAAGCCACUCCGCAGAAAAGACUCGUCAGGCUCAUCACAUCGAGCCUCCAGCGUCGUCUCCCUCUCCGAUGACGAGGCCGACCUCACUCUCCUUGGUGCCGAUUCCGUCGACGACUCUGAACCCGAACAUGACGACACCGCCAUAGCAGGCCCAUUUCAGGCGUGCGACGCACUCGUUCUACGCAUCGCCGCACAGCAAGCCGGAGAUUUCAUCUCUGUCAGUCAUCCUCUCCGCGUAUGGCCGAAUGCACUACGAGCAGAAAAGGCACUCAGCACAAUCAGAUAUCUGCCGCAGAAGGCCGAACAAGGGGAUUCCGAGGACGAGGCAACCACAGUUGAAUUUGAGGCCACGCUCCAUCUUUAUCGCCCCUACUUUCCUGGGCUCGACCGCGAAGUCCAGCUUUAUCUUCAGCUUGACUCCGCUGUGUCACCAUUUGAAUGGCACCCGACAACAGUGGAUGUAUCGACAGGCAUCUUGAGCUGGUCCUUUGGCCCUCUUGCAUCUUCAUCGCCCCCAACGAGUCAGCAGUCUGGUCGCUCACUCGCGACGAGCCAAGUAGCACCAUCUGCAUUUGAGAUAGGCGAUCUUGUCGUUCUGCCAGAGCCGAGUCAACAAACAGCCGACGACGAGGACUUGCUCAGCGUUGCUCCACCAAAGGGCAUUAACGACGCCGACUUUGACUUUUCGCUCGACAACGCCGCAACAACACCGAACAAACAGCGCAGAUUCUCAUUGCAAUCUUCCACCAGCUUCCGGCUUCCUCCAUCGACACCCUCGUCCGAGCCCUCCGAGCCAUCAAUUAGCUCGAGCAAUGUGCUUUCACUCACCCUGAGCUUGCUGCCAGUAUUGCAGAUUCACAAGCCUCUCUCGAUCUGCGCGAAGGGAAGCAUGAUGCUCCCAGCGACACUUGCCACAGCGUUCCGGAAAGGCGACCUGUCCGAGCUUCCUCGCGGCCUGGUCGCGCCUGCUUCUCAGAUUCAGUCGUUUGGAGAGGUCACGCUCGCAUCUGUUGACGCCGAGAAGAAGCCGUGGCUGCUCGAAGAGCAGCUCAACGACUCGUUGGUUGACUCGCGCGAAACAGUGCUGCAAAGUCACGAACAAGAAAAGCCUAGCCUGGUCCUGCGAGAUACCAAGGCGAUCAACUUUGAAGAGGCCGAGGUGAUCUUGCGGCGAGCGCUCGCGAUCAUCGCAGCGCAUGACGGCUCCUCAAGAAAUGCCGACCGUACAGCGGCUGUGGUAGCACGGCAAGGCGAUCUGUCCGGACGAAACAAGCAACGGACUGGAAGCAGCUGGAUACUGCCGGUAUCUCACCUGCUCUGGACGCUCUUCCUGACGGCCAUGGUCUUGAUGCUCUUCAAUGCAGGUCAAAACGCCAACCGUGCUCUGUCUGCAAAACUUGAUGAGCUCUCUCGCCUACUGGAAAUAUCGGCGCAGAGCACGCAUCCGACGACGUACCACAUUUCGGUGCCCCUAGAAUCAAACUCCAGCCCAAACACUCCGGCGGUGCGGCCGUCUUCAAUGGAAGAAGGAGCCCCAGGCUCGCUCGAUAAUGAUCCCCUUAACAUUCCGGACAACGCUGCGCACACCAUGAUUCCUUCUGAGGCAGAACAACUGGACGAAGUACGAACUUUCUGGCAAGACCCUCUCGUCUCGGAAAGCAAGGAAGUGGAUAUGAAGAGUGCGCAACUCGGACUGUCGCACUUUGUAUCGAGCUGGGUCCGUGAUCUGCUACGCGCGCCCUUCCUCGUCGUCCGACAGCUCCUGGGUAUCUUCAUCGGGACGAGAUAG